AUGAUAGAAGCCUGGCAAAGUCGGGAGCUGAGGACCAUUUGGAUAAAAGUUCUAAAAGAGCAUACACAAUUGAUCCCGAUUCUAAUCGAGCAGAAUUUCGAAAUUCACCAUGCACAGCCGUCCCACGUAAUGUUGACGAAAUACGUUGCGACGGAGGGGACAGCGAAUCUGCCGAGCUACCCUUAUACGCAAGUUGGCGUAGGCGGAAUUGUUGUUGACGAUGAAGGUCGAUUCUUGAUGAUGCGUGAGCGGGAAGGUCCUUAUCUGGGGUGGAAAAUCCCUGGCGGAUUGGCCGACCCGGGUGAAAGCCCCUUCAUGGCUGCUGUACGAGAAGUGAACGAAGAAACAUCAGUUGAUGCUGAGCCCGUUUGCAUUCUCGGCUUUCGGAAUACGCAAAAGAUCAAAUUUGAUAUGGUCUCUGACAUUUAUUUUGUGGUUGCAAUGCGCCCAAAAUCUGGCGGCAAUCACGACCCGAAAGCAUGUCCUAAGGAAGCAAGCGCCGCCGCUUGGCUGACCAGAGAAGAAAUAUGGGCAUUAAAAGGGCCGACACAUGCAUCAGGUUUUCUUCGCGGUCUCAUCACCGAUUAUGAAGCGUGGAAAGCAAGUGGGCAUCCUGGAAUAAUUGAGACGAAAGGAUCAAAUCGACAGGGAAACGUCAGCUACACCUACAAUUAUGCCUAUAGCAAGCCAGUCGAUUGCAAAACUAAAGCAUCCGCCGCCUCAAAAACUCGGCCAACACCAGGAGAUGCAAACGAGAAAAAAGCCCCGGGUGUCGAUAUGAAUAAGGCCAAUUUG
This is a messenger RNA of Mesorhabditis spiculigera, 795 nucleotides long. Lineage: Eukaryota; Metazoa; Nematoda; Chromadorea; Rhabditida; Rhabditidae. The record is from the annotation of a GenBank genome assembly.